AAAAAAUAUUUCUGGGGAGGGUCUCGUGACUGCUCUUGUGGUUUCCCUUUGCUUCACCAUCAGAGAGUCAUUUUUUGGCAGGCAUGGAAUGAAGCUGCAGAUACAACUUCACUAUGGAGAAGGCUGUGCCUAGGUCAUUGGACUUUUUGCAAUAUUUCCAACCUGACGCCAGGGAUGCAGACAUGGAAAGAGUACUAUCUCCAUCGCUCCAAACUUGAGCAUCAUAUGGCAUCAGGCCGGCCAUCAGCUGAUUACACAUGUCUGGCCAUGAGGGGACAUAAAGGUAAAAUAGUUGCUAUGGCUUAUCUCUCCAACAAUGAGCACGUGUUUGGUGCUGGAAAGCUGAGGUCUGUGGUAUGCACUGCAUCCACUGAUGGCACUAUCCGAGCAUGGCAAGUCCAAGAGGGUAUACAGAUAUGGUCAAGUCCCACCCAGGAAGUGCCAUUUGUCAAAGUUAUUACUGUCCCACAGUACAAAUUGGCAAUCAGCACAGACGCCCAUGGAACCAUCAAAGUCUGGGAUGGAGAAACUGGGGAAGAACUUGCUGCUUUCUCCACAUCGUCAUCCUCCUGCAGUUUGGUCACCUUCUCAGUGAACAAGCAGCUCUUCCUAGCUGCAGCCACCGCAGGAGGUGCUAUCUAUAUAUUAGAAGUUCCUAACCUAAAUCAGGUUUCACAUAUUACAGCAUUUCAAAACUCUAGCAUUGAUUUAUUACUUUGUUCACCGGACAAGCAAUGGCUAGUUGCUGGAUCUACUGAGAAUGCAGAUACAUCACUAAAGGUACAACAUGCCAUUAAACGCUCAAAUACAAUUGGGAGCUGUAUUUAAAUAUGCAGAUGUUAA
Molecule: messenger RNA, 843 nt
Organism: Pelodiscus sinensis (Chinese soft-shelled turtle)
Lineage: Eukaryota; Metazoa; Chordata; Testudines; Trionychidae
Source: RefSeq, a predicted model, not a curated record